UUUUUUUGGUAAGAGGACAAGAACGACUAAAAAAUAUCAACUUUUGCUUUUGGACAAAAAUGCAUCUGACUGUAUUUUUACUUAGGGGUAUUGUGGGUUUCCUCUGGAGCUGCUGGGUUCUAGUGGGUUCUGCGAAAGGAAGUUUGGGAGACAAUCAUGUUCACUCCAGUUUUAUUUAUAGAAGACUACGGAACCACGAAAGACGGGAAAUACAGAGGGAAAUUCUUUCUAUCUUGGGUUUGCCUCACAGACCCAGACCAUUUUCACCUGGAAAACAAGCUUCCUCUGCACCUCUCUUUAUGCUGGACCUGUACAACGCCAUGGCCAGUGAGGAGAACCCCGAGGAGCCGGAGUACUCUGUGAGGGCAUCCCUGGCAGCAGAGACCAGGGGAGCCAGGAAGGGCUCCCCAGCCUCUCCCAAUGGGUACCCUCGCCGCAUCCAGUUGUCUCGAACGACUCCCUUGACCACCCAGAGUCCUCCUCUAGCCAGCCUACAUGAUGCCAACUUUCUGAAUGAUGCUGACAUGGUCAUGAGCUUUGUCAAUUUAGUUGAAAGAGACAAGGAUUUUUCUCACCAGCGAAGGCAUUACAAAGAAUUCCGGUUUGAUCUUACUCAGAUUCCUCAUGGAGAAGCAGUGACAGCAGCAGAAUUCAGGAUAUAUAAGGACCGGAGCAACAGCCGAUUUGAAAAUGAAACAAUUAAGAUUAGCAUAUAUCAGAUCAUCAAGGAAUACACAAAUAGGGAUGCGGAUCUGUUCUUGUUAGACACAAGAAAGGCCCAAGCUCUAGAUGUGGGUUGGCUUGUCUUUGAUAUCACUGUGACCAGCAAUCAUUGGGUGAUUAAUCCACAGAACAAUUUGGGCUUACAACUCUGUGCAGAAACAGGAGAUGGACACAGCAUCAAUGUAAAGUCGGCUGGUCUUGUGGGAAGACACGGGCCUCAGUCAAAACAACCAUUCAUGGUGGCCUUUUUCAAGGCUAGCGAGGUACUUCUCCGAUCUGUGAGAGCAGCCAGCAAACGGAAAAAUCAAAACCGCAAUAAAUCCAGCUCUCAUCAGGAUUCCUCCAGAAUGUCCAGUGUUGGAGACUAUAACACAAGUGAACAAAAACAAGCCUGUAAGAAACAUGAACUCUACGUGAGUUUCCGGGAUCUGGGAUGGCAGGACUGGAUUAUAGCGCCAGAAGGAUAUGCUGCAUUUUAUUGUGAUGGAGAAUGUUCUUUUCCACUCAAUGCCCAUAUGAAUGCCACCAACCAUGCCAUAGUUCAGACUCUGGUUCAUCUGAUGUUUCCUGACCAUGUACCAAAGCCUUGUUGUGCGCCAACCAAAUUAAACGCCAUCUCUGUGUUGUACUUUGAUGACAGCUCCAAUGUCAUUUUGAAAAAAUACAGAAAUAUGGUAGUGCGUUCGUGUGGCUGCCACUAAUAUUAGAUAAUAAUGGUAAUAAGAAAAAGGUCUGUAUUAAGGUUUAUGACUACAAUAAAAAGUAUCCUUUCAGAUAAAAGGGGAACUUCAUAAAAUUAGUCUGGCUCAUUUCAUCUCUCUAACCUAUGUACAAUAUCAUGUAUAUAGUCACUUUUAUUUAUUUAAAGGUAUAUAUUCUCCUUUGUGGAUGCCUUUUCAAUAAAAUGUAUUUUAUAGGUCACUGCAUUAUGCAAUAGAUCGCCCAGUCUAACUUUCAAUAGGAUAUGCUGAGUCCAAUUCCAUUUCAACAUUUUUUAAUGUAUUACACUUUUUAUAUAAUUUUCUGAAAUUAGAC
Messenger RNA from Balaenoptera ricei (Rice's whale), 1758 nucleotides. It is a transcript of the gene BMP5, whose product is annotated as bone morphogenetic protein 5. Gene Ontology annotation, biological process: SMAD protein signal transduction. The record is from RefSeq and is a predicted model, not a curated record. The transcript has 7 exons. Gene Ontology annotation, cellular component: extracellular region. Bases 60 to 1424 code for a protein of 454 amino acids. NCBI's taxonomy places the organism in Eukaryota, Metazoa, Chordata, Mammalia, Artiodactyla, Balaenopteridae. Gene Ontology annotation, molecular function: cytokine activity; growth factor activity.